Molecule: messenger RNA, 6523 nt
Organism: Micropterus salmoides (largemouth bass)
Lineage: Eukaryota; Metazoa; Chordata; Actinopteri; Centrarchiformes; Centrarchidae
Product: synaptopodin
Exons: 4
Coding region: 1310-4606 (1098 amino acids)
Biological process (GO): positive regulation of actin filament bundle assembly
Cellular component (GO): actin cytoskeleton; nucleus; Z disc
Molecular function (GO): actin binding
Source: RefSeq, a predicted model, not a curated record
AGUACAGGUGAGCAGCAUGACUCCACCAACACACAUCAAACAGGAAGGAUUUUUGAAUCCUGGAAUUUUAUCUGUCGCUGUGAAACUGUGUGCUGCAUACUUUGUCACCUGCAGCCCAUUACAUUUAUCUUCACGGGGUGGUUGAGGACAUAAAAUGGACACGGGGAAGGAUUAGAUAAAGUACAGCAACCUUUCAUCCCCUGGAUAGUCCUCUUAUCUACAGCUUAAGCUUGGUCCAGUCUGCUAAUUCUUACAGACUGGCAGAACAAUCAGAACCCAGACAUCAAAUCUUUUCUACAAGGAGAAAAACAAACUAACUGAAAAUCUGGAUGGUGGAGCUGCAGACCGCAGAAUUACUGUAUUCAUGACAAAUUCAUAGUUCUAGUAUGCUGAUGCAUUUCAGUAUUAAUCAAAACUACUACUAGAGGAAAUAAGAACUUUCCUUCUCUAUUGUGGUUUUGUGAAUAAACAAAAGAAAUUGAUUAUCCUGCCUUCAGCCGCUGUAUCUGGCUGGCAAUAAUAGAAUACAAGAAGAAAGCAACUUUAAUUGAAUACAUUGGGGCUCUGAAUACACUUUCCAGAGUGAAAUGUUAUUCCUCACAUGCACCUAACAGCAGGAAGCCGCUAUAUACACAGUUCCCCUUCACAUCACUGUAGAGUUAUGAGCUCCAAGAUAAAGGGCAGAUCCUUUUCUCAGAAAGAAAAAUAAUCUGCAGGCUGGAGAUUGGGAUGCAGACAAAAAGCAUGUUUUGGUGACCAAAAUAGCAUAGUAGGAAGAGCGACGUCUGGAAAGGGGAAAAAAGGAGUAUUAGAGAGAUGUAAAUAGACAAGACUGGACUGUUUCUCAGCCCUCUUUGCCAGAGUUUUAACAGAGCACAACAAACUUGUGCAAUUUUCAUGGCAGUUGUCCAUGGGAACUCAUCCAAGGCACAUCGGAGCAGAACCUCCUGGGAGGUCCUCUUAGAUAGAGCAUAAUCCUUUAUGAAGACCAAACCAAGAGUGCACUUCUUCCGUCAAAUUUCAUCUGAGUCCAGGACAACAUUUGAAAAGAUUUUUGCUAAAAGUGGAGCUAUGACCGGAAGCAGCAACCUGGAAAGCUGAGCUACUCCUUUCUUGUCCCCUUUUGUGUGUUCCCUUGUAUUUGUGAACUUAUACACUGCCUGCCAGUAAGGACUAAAACUUCCAGCUGGACCGACAGUUUCAUCUUAUAAGGAGAGUAGAUUUUGCUGACUGGAACAAAACACUCACAUAUCCCCCUGCGGAGGGCUUUUGUUUCUGCUGCAGCAGAAGCAUUUUACCGUGGGUAGCGAUGGAGAUGGAGAAGGGACAUAUGUCUAUCAGGAGAGGGUUGAGCUGGAGUCCAGGGGGAUUGAGGAAACCUCUCCAGGCAACACAAAACACCCCUGGGACAGAGUGCAAUGCAUCAUGGGAGAAGACAGGAUUAAACAAUGAGCAGAUGAGCCGGAAAACAAAUCUGACCCGGAGUGCCAGUUUAUCAGAGAAAGAGCUAAAGGAGGCUCGUGUCAGGAGUCAGAUCAUCGCUGCUCAGCUCACCAUCCCUUCCAACUCCAGUUCUAGAGGCGUGCAGCUCUUCAACCGGCGCAAGCAGAGAGUCAACGCCUUCACGCUUGAAAGCUGUGGAGAGGGGUCGCUGGAGGACAGAGCUGAGAAUGUGAAAAUCGACCCCUCAUCUAACAAACUAACAUGGGCAGAGAGGAGCAGUGAGGGAAAGGAUAGAGACCUGAACUUUAAGAAUAGUGUUACCAAACCACUCUUGUCACCACCUGGGAGGAUACGUUUAGUAGGUGAUAUCAUGGAGGACUCAGGUAAGGAUUUCCACAAGGAAGAGGACAUGGAGGACAGUGUUGUCCAAGAGAGACAUUUCCUCCCUGUUAAGGAAGAGCAGGAGGAAGAGGAAGAGGCAAGAGAUGAAAUCCACGAGGAGCUUGUGGACAAAGUCAAGGAUGAGAUUCCCCCUGCAAGUAAUAAUACUGAUCCAGUUCUGAUCGGACAUACUGAAGGGCAAGCAGAGAUAAAUGGGGGCCACACAGGGCCAGUUCCCCUUGGAAAGCUUCUUAAUGGUUGCCACAGUGCCUCUGGACGUGAGACGGUACCUGUGCCCACAUCCAAGCAGACAAGCACCAUCAUCAACCGAACUGCCAGGCCGUUUUUCUCUCCGCUGACAGUGCAGUCUCCAGAGGUAGUCAGCCCUGUCAUGGACAUUCCUCCUCCUCCUACUUACGCCACUCCUCCUCCCCCUGCUUUCACUGUUCCCCAGCCUGUAGCUUUCUCACCGCCACCUCCGCCUCCAUCAUAUCCCACACCUCCUCUACCGGCCUUUACAAACCAACCCCCACAGACCUACUACUCCAAUCCACUUCCAAUCCCUUCCUCGCCUCCACUGUCCCAGUUCCCUGUUUCUUCUGUAUCUCAGCACCCAUCUAUGCACCAUUAUGGCCCUCCCACGGCCCCAAGGCCCACCACCUUUGUUCCUCAGCCUGCUGGAGAGAGGAAGCCGAUAAUAGGAAUCAAAACAGGAAUACUUGAGGAAGGCGCUGCUAGAAGAUCAAGUAGAAAGUCAAUGUUCACAUUCAAAGAGAAGCCAGUGGUAGCGCCGAACCCUGAGCUGCUCUCUCUGGUGCAAGGGGUGGAUGAAAGGAAGAAACACGGACAUAGAUCUGUGCCUGAGCCAGCACCCGAGGAAGAGUUGCUGGCUCUGGGUGCAGAGGCCUCCAACUUCCUCGCCAAGGAACAGGACAGGGCAGAGGAGGCAAGAGCUCCAGAGUGGGCUUCCUGCCUCAAGAGCUCCAGGACCCAGCCAAGGCCAGAGCACAGGCCAGAGCAGACCCUCACCAAUGUAUCAGGAAAGGGGGCUGAGCUGUUUGCCAAGCGCCAGUCCAGGAUGGAGAAAUAUGUCGUUGAGAAACAAAAUGCUGGACAAAUGAGGUCUCCUUCUCCCACGAUGUCGCUGCCUCCAUCUUGGGUGUACCCAUCAAACAUGCCCGGCAGGGUCAAGGCCAUUGCUAAAAACUCUGACAUGAGCGCUCAGCUUUCAGAAAACCUAAAGGCCCAACAAGCAGUCAAGCAAAAACCAAGGCAAAAGGCUCCAGCACCGGAACCAAUUCCAGAGCCACCUCCUUUAGAAAAUGGAUGCUCCAAGAUAGAGAUGGACCUGUCAAGGCACCGGCCCUACCAGCUUAACUCCUCCCUCUUCGUCUUUAACCCAGCCAAGGACCCCAUUAGUACCCUGCCCAGAGGAGCACCACAGUCCAGGAACCUGAUGUCUAUCUCUAGACAGACUUCCUUACCUACUAACCCCCCUCCUCACUUCAGUACCCAGUGUAUGUCUCCACAGCUGCCUCUCCCAACAAGAGGAGGAGCAGAAUUUCUACCAAAUCCAGCCUCUGGUCAGCCAAGGAUCAGUUCUCCUAUGUCUGCCCUUUCUCCAGACCGAGUGUCCUCUCCUCGGUCAGGGGUCCAGGCACCCAGGCCCACGUUUUCUGCCAAGAAGGCAGGGAUUACACCACAGACACCAAAGGAUACCUCCCCAGUUGAAACCCCCAGUGAGACUCCCACACCAAACAGGACGCCCAGCCUCACCAGACGUUUCAGCAGCCCAGAGGGCCCCACCGCAGGGACCAGGAGUCCUAACCUCCAAACUAAUCGUCCCUCUUCCACCAUCUCUAGCCGCUCAGUUACUUCCCCAGUAUCCUCUCCCAGGGGUACAAGAUGCCAAUCACCUAUGGCCAGUCAAAAAAUCCAAUUUUCCACUGUUACCUCCACUACAACAUCCAGACCUUCCCAAACAUUCACAGCCACAUCCCCAUGCUCUCCUCCUUGGGGAUCAAGAUGCCAGUCCCCUAUGGUGAGCCACAAUACCCAGUCUUCCACCAUUUCCUCUGUUCCUACUUCAAGACCUUCUCAAACUUCUACAUCUACUUCUCCUUGGGGAUCAAGAUGCCAGUCCCCAAUGGUAAGCCAGAAUACUUCCAAUCUCGUCUCCAUUUCCACAUCCAGACCAACCCAAACAUAUACAGCCAUGUCUCCUGUCUCUCCUCCUUGGGGGUCACGUUCCCAGUCUCCUGCACUAUCUCAGACCAGCUUAUCCUUCCCUGCUACUAAGCCUCUGUACACAUCCUCUGCCACCUCUCCUGUUCCCCCACCCAAAGACAGUCGCUGCAUGUCCCCCAUCAUUAAUAACCAGGACUCUAAAGCCAACCAUCGCCUCAUGGCCAAGAACAUAAUCAAUGCAGCCAAACGUAAAAACAGCCCCUCCCCCGGAGCACUGAGCGGUCACAGCCUACCCAUCUCGCCUCUGGGAAAUUCUCAUGGCUACGACUGUCACAAACCGCCCAUAAGCCCUUUCCAGUCGCGGGCAUUAGGGGUCCAGUCCCCUUCCUUCACUAGUCCACCUCCCACCCCAACUCAAAGGAUCUGCUCCCCUGUGAGGCUAUACAACACUCGCUCCCUCACGGACUCCGAUGCCUCUGUUGAGUCUGAAGAAUCAAGCCUCCGAUCGCCUGGCCUGCACUCCUACAACACCUGCCCCCGUGGCUGGGGCGGUAGCCUGAGGGUGAAGAGAAGCACAGUCUCCACUGACCUGUGAGGGUGUUACUGGAUGGCAGUCAAAGCACAAUUUCAGUUUUCUUAGAUGUUUGUGGUAUCAACUAGUAAAAGAUGAGGCAAUUUACAACUGAUGGCAUUUCAUCAGACUAAUAUUAGACAAGUUACCUUUCUGUAACUUUAAAUAUUGAUCCUUGCUGUGGCUUGUACACGUCUCACAUACCAAAAAGUGCAUAGAGACUCAGAAUAACCAAAGAUGUUUAAAUUCACUUCCAUAAAUGUUUUUACACCUUCACAACAAGCAUAAUUUCAUAGCCACUGUUCUAAUUAAACAGUGUUUAAGUAAAUGGGUAUGUGUUUUACAUGUUAUUAAUGAAUGGAAAGAGAUUUUAGCAUAGAAGGGAUGGAUGGAAUAAAUAAUGUAUAACGAUAUAUCUCAUUGGACUGUACAGUACUUUGGUUAAAGCAUUUUCUAAUUGUACUGUAUUAGUAAAGAAUCAAAUUUAACAGUGAAUAUUGAUUUUGAUUAUACUGGGUAAAAUGAGUUUCCAUCAUUUUUCCAUAAUAAAAACACAGUGAUAGGUGGGACACAUGCUAUUCACACUAUCACACAUAGUCAAAGUAUUCACCACAGUUUAUUAUCCAUUUUUAAUCAAUGGGAAAUAAAUCAUAUGCAUCAUUAAAGCAGUGCAAUAAUCAAUUUAACACAGCGUAUAUAUGUUGCUUUUUGUACUGCAUUUGCUAUAAUGAAUGUAAGCUUUAGAGACAGAUUGACUGAGAAUGACAGACAAAGGGUGUUGAGUAUGAAGCGUUAUGUGGAGGUUUAAUGGGGCAUUGAAGCACUUGUUUAAGCAAACACUAUUUCUGUGUUUUAAAUCCAAAGGUUUAAAUGGUUUUAUGCUAACAUUUAAACAUUGACGAUGAACAAUUUAACAAACAGCUGUCAAGGCAUAUUGAUUGUAAUAUUCACAGUGGAGAAUCGUGUAUAUAUGCCUAAGUUUUGACACUUCUGCUGACCAAACACCGUCAUUCUAUUUUAUCAGUAAUGUCUUCAAUGAGGAACAGAUUAACAUUUGUUGUGCUUGUACUUAUUGUACAAAGUGCCUGUUUGGAUGAGGUUCAGAAGCAAAUGUGUAUGUCACACAAGUAGGGAAGGUACAACGGAAUGUUGUUAAGCUUUCAUGGGAAAAAGGUUAGAAUAAUGUUGUAUGUUGUGAAAUAUUAAUAAUUAUUAAAUCAAAAGUGUUGAAAGUGUGAGUAAAGGAUUAGAGGAACUGACUGUAUUUUAAAUACAUUCAUAACUCUCAUUAACUUCAAAAGUUUCUUUUUAUACUUGAUUUGCACUUCCGUUCAUUCCAUUUCAAUGGCUAAGUUGGCAAUGUGUAAACCUUGAGUUGCUCAAACAGGUGUCAAUCAAAAUAAAGGCAGCAAAUAAAUAUCCUACUGUAAAAACCAGAACAUUCCUGCACUAUUCAACAUGUUGACAUGAUGGUGGUAAUUAGCUGUAAACUUGACUGCUGCCUUCAAACCACAACUGGCUUUCUGUUUCAAGUGUGGGAUGUGUUCUCUACCAGCAUACACAACAUCAUUCCUUCACUCCCCCACAUACACACAAAGCAUCAGCACAUUUUGAAAUAUGAACUUCUCUGUGUCCUUUGAGUGACGGGGACACCUGCUACAUGGUGUCCUGACUCCUUCAGCAGGAUUACGCCUAUCACUGUCAUGGAUUGGUUUCAACCUGGGUCACCUCUGGACAAACCGAACACUGCUGACAUCCUCAAACACAGAAACGAAUCAUUGCAUUUUUUAGUUUUGCAAGAUGAUUAUUUUUGGCGGGGGGUCAGUGGUUGCAUGCCUAGAGUUUUUCAAUACAGCUCAUUUUUCUCUCAUUUCAUAACUGUAUGGUGUCUGAAAAUGAAUGCAAAAUAAAAAAGUGAUGACACACCAAUUUAAAUAAUAA